AUGCCUGGCACGACAAACAUACCCAGGAACGGCCAAAUCCACGUGCUCGUGAAGCGGGCUUAUGAAAAUUUGCGGGUACCGCCAAGCACUGAGCUCAAAUUGAACCUGGCCAGGACGUAUCACUGUGAUGUGAGGGGUGAAAAGCUGCGCUGCAUGUUGCUCGACAUGGAGUUUCCGUCGGAGUUGGUCGUCGCAUUCCACUUGUUUCCAGUCAACCGAAACGAGGCACACCUCGUCCAGAAGAUGAUGGGCUUCGACGACGUCAACGACGUGAGGAACGGGUUGCUGCUGUUCAAGCCACUGGCGCAGGCGUUCCGCGGCGGAGCCAGCUUCAUCUACGACGAGGCGAGUGACACGUUCCGCUUCAAAAUGUUUAGCAAGCCGAUGCUGGAGGAGCGGUAG
This is a messenger RNA of Phytophthora sojae, 402 nucleotides long. RefSeq lists its product as hypothetical. Lineage: Eukaryota; Oomycota; Peronosporomycetes; Peronosporales; Peronosporaceae. The record is from RefSeq and is a predicted model, not a curated record. Bases 1 to 402 code for a protein of 133 amino acids. The transcript has a single exon.